UACUUCCUUUGCUCUUGCUCUCCCGAUUCCUGCCGUGCCUACCGUCCCCCCCAAUCUGACCCUGUACAGCUGCCGCCGUGCCAUACCUCUCGUACGCGGCGCUCAUCGCAUCACUGCGGCGGCCUCCUCCGCCGCCCCCCGUCCCGCGCCCAACUCGAUUCCCCGCCACUUACGCUCGUCGGCGGUUUCGCCACCAUCUCCACCUCAUCUCGUCCCUGGUGUCUGAACCCCGUCCGCAAUUUUGGCCAUUGGUUACUCAGUCUAUGGCGCAAGGUCCGGAAGAUAAAUAUUUUAAAGGUUUCUUCCAGGUGAUCAGCUGUGGCAUGCAAGGAAGUCUUCAGCUUUAUGAUGUCCUUUCUGAAGGGCACACCCACUCAAACAGUAUUUAAGUGGCCAUGGAGAAGCCAACCACAGUUAUCAGCACAUCUGCUAGCUGAUGUUCCACCUCAAAUCGAGUUGUCCGACUACCGAAGAUUACCAAGCUCUGCUAGUGAGACCCCAUCAAGGCUUCUUCAUGGAGAAGACAUAAAGGCUGACCUCAUUCCAGACCUGGAUAUUUUCUUUGAGAGGCUUUAUGAAUAUUUCUGUGCAAAAGGUCUAAGAUGCAUAAUAAUCAAGUGGAUAAUUGAGAUCCUCAAUGUGACAUUUGUGCUAUGUUCUAUUGGUUUUUUCUUCUUGUUUGUUGAUUGGGGUUCCCUCUCCCACUUAAAAUGUGGGGUGGAAGCACUUGAGUCUGGGGAGAAACCAUGUGACCUGAUGAAAGUCAUUAAGAAUGACCCGUUAGUGCCAUUCACAUUUCUGAAGAUGGUCACUGUUGGGUCGAUGGUUAUAUUGACUGUUUAUGGACUUAUUAACUUUCUGAAGUUUUUUGUAAAACUGAGAAGCACUCUCAAUGUUCGCGACUUCUACAAUAACAGUCUUAAGGUUACAGAUCUUGAGAUACAAACCAUAUCAUGGCCCAGAGUAGUUGAGAAGGUUGUCCUUUUCCAGAAAUCACAACGGCUAUGUGUUGUUAAGGAUCUCUCGGAGCAUGAUAUCAUCAUGCGAAUCAUGCGGAAAGAGAACUACUUGAUUGGGAUGGUUAAUAAAGGCAUAAUUGCAUUUCCCAUUUCCCGUUGGCUGCCUGGAGCUGGUCCAACUGUCAGUUCUCGUAUGCAUGGAAGGAAAAGCUAUCUGAUGCUUCCAAAGACCCUUGAGUGGAGCUUGAAUUGGUGCAUCUUUCAGAGCAUGUUUGACAGAUCUCAUUUCAUGUUCUCUUGCAGCAAAUUUUGUGUUAGAGAAGAUUUUUUAGCGAGUCCAUCUCUAUUGAAAAAACGGCUUAUAUUUAUGGGUAUAACGAUGCUUCUUCUAUCACCCUGCCUUGUAAUCUUCCCACUGGUAUACCUGUUCCUGAGACACGCUGAAGAGUUCUAUAAUCACCCUAGUACAGCAUCAUCUCGAAGAUGGUCAAAUCUAUCACGGUGGAUCUUGAGGGAGUUCAACGAGGUUGAGCAUUUCUUCAAACAUAGGAUGAACAAUAGCACUGUGUAUUCUUUAAAUUAUUUCAAGCAGUUUCCGACUCCACUAGUAUCUAUUGUUGCCAAAUUCAUAUCAUUUGUAUCUGGUGGCUUGGCUGGCAUUCUUCUCAUCCUUGGAUUUCUGGGAGAAUCCAUCCUUGAGGGCCAUGUUUUUGGUCGAAAUCUAUUCUGGUAUACUAUUGUUUUUGGAACAAUAGCAACUGUAAGCCGGAAAGUCGUGGCUGACGAACUUCAAGUGAUUGAUCCAGAAGGAGCCAUGUCCUUUGUGGUCCAGCAGACACAUUAUAUGCCAAAAAGGUGGCGUCGUAAAGAGAGCAGCGAACUUGUGCGAAGUGAAUUUGAAACUCUAUUUCAGUAUACCAUAACAAUGCUCCUAGAAGAGAUGGCCUCGAUUUUGAUCACCCCUUACCUGUUAAUAUUUGUGGUGCCGAAGCGCGUUGAUGAUAUCCUGCUCUUCAUUUCGGACUUCACAGUUUACGUAGAUGGAGUGGGAGAUGUAUGCAGCUUAAGUUUGUUCGACUUCAGAAGUCAUGGCAAUAGAAGCUAUGGUUCACCAGUUGAUGCAGUUAAAAGCAUGAGGAGCUCCCAAGGGAAAAUGGAGAAAUCAUUAGUGAGUUUCCAAAGCACCUAUAUCUCAUGGGAGCCAAAUACUGAUAGCAAGAAAUUCUUGUGCAACCUCCAGAAAUUCAAGGAAACGCAAAUUCGUGAGCAUACCUUUCAAGCAGUGGAAGCAUCACAAGAUGGGUUAAGUACUAGAGGUCAAAGUGCUCAAAUUUUCCAUAGACUGCUCCCCAGGAAUAUCCAGCCCAGCAAUGGAAUUAUAUAUGACAGCCCGCUAGGACUGCUUGAUACAGAUCGAAGAGCUUGUCCAUAUAUCCUGGAUUGGUAUUACACACAUCACCUGCCACACUCGGAUACAGAAGACAAUGCAACUCGCCACCCUGAUGAAUCAUCACCUGAUCCUGGGGAGGAUUUAUGGCCACCACAGAGCAAACCAUUGACAGAAAUCGAAGAGGAGGAUCCCUGGGAUUCUGAUUUGUAUGAAAGAGCUCGAAGCUACUUGGAGGCAUCAACAUCGAGUGCAUUGUUUCAAUGUGCCGCCUUCAAGCGCCAGGGCAAGGAGCAAAACUACACGAGCCGUCAGUGGUGGGCUCAGUCAUCUGCACGGUCGGUUGAUCUGCUUGAUAGUUUUCUUGAGCCUCCGGGAGGGAGUUUUCUUGAACCGGCACAUUUUAGAAAUAAUUAUGAUUCUGGCCAUUAUUCCAGUCAUCACAGUGACAGGCCGCUGACCUCUUCACAACCAACAAGUCCACAAGGCAGUUUCCUUGAGCCCCCAAACUUCGGAAACUAUUACACGUCUAGCCAUCAUUUAAGCCAUCACAGCGAAGACCUGCCGUCAGGGACAACCAGUGUACAACUAGACGAGAGCAACACCAGAGGCAGCAGUAGUUGGAGAAGUCCCCAGGCCCUGUUGAAGACCAGAUACAUGGAUGAUGACUUUGACAUGGAGCAAGGACUUAGUUUCAAUUUUGCUGAUGUGCCUCGGAUGGAUGACAGCGAAGCUGAAGAUCAGGACAAUGGCGGUCUCAGCGCCGCCAAUAUUCAUAACCCUAUGUCAGCCAGCCUCACCGUACGGAUAAUACCUAGAAGCAGUGAUCCUGUUUAGUCUGAAGAAAAAAAAUACUUAAAACAAGAAAAAGAUAGUAAUAUUUGUGACAUGGUUAAUGUUUAGAAUUACUUUGGGAAGAAAGGAAGGACGUCAGUUUACUCUGAUUCAGUCGAGUCUGACAAAUUGUUUUUUUAUACAUGAAUUACUUUGCUGAUGUUCCCUGUUUAGGAUAGGGAAAGGCCAUUCUUUUGCGACCUGAAUUGCAGAAGAAUGGAUUGAGUGGAAAAGAGUAAACAAUCUUAUAUGAACAUAAUAUUUGGACAUCAAGUUUUUACUCAACCAGAAAUGAAGAUACCACCUUUUUUUUAUUACAAAAGUAAUUUGUGUUCUAUCAUUGCCAAACCAAAAGCAAAAAAGAGCACAUGAAACUAACUUUUAGGUGCUUGCCUGCAAAUUGCUGUGCUGCUGAGCUCCUUGCCAAACCCUCCUCCUGCUCCAUCUUCUAAGAAGCCAUGGAAACAGCAGAUGAUUAGAGCCUCCUGCUUCAUCUGCAACCCAAUCCUCAGGAUGCUCCAUGAAAGCAAUGGCGAUGCCGCGAGAAAUGUGUCUACCAGGAUUGGCACCAGAUUCUUCACACCACUUGUCAGAUCUUUCUUGGCAGACAUAUCUUGGGGAAGAUUCAAGACAAUAGUGAUCUACCUCUCGGUUUACACCGUCGGGAUGCUUGUGAUGAAGGUUCUGGCAUCACGUCCGGCAAUGCUGCAAUCUUCCAACCAUGGUGAGAUCCAUUGUGUCGUCGUCUGCCCAGAACUUUAUCUUACAGCCCUUGGCAAUGUUGGCAUCAAGCUCUGCACUUCAUCUGGGUGUCCUUCAACUGGGUACUAUUUCUUGACAACGUUGGGGGUCGUCGUGAUUCUGAUGUUCCUCAUGAGCCUCAGUUUCACGGCGCUUUUCACUGGUUUUGGUUGUACAGAUACAAGAAAAUAUGCGAGUCUUGUAAGUGCUCCAGAUUGUUGUAGCCGUGAGGAAUUUGCCAUCUGAAGUUGCCUAACGAUAGUCAGCUCAGCGUCAGCUGUCUUCAACAUCAGAACCAAGGACGCUGCUUGGGUGACGUAGGGCGCACUCACUGACGCAGGAUCCCAGAAGCAACUACUAAGGUUGAGCAUAGCACUAAAUUCGGGUACUGAAAUUUCUUCAGAAAAUGCCAACUUUGAGAAUUUGUUUACACUAGUGUGGUGCACAUGCAUUGCUACAGAAACCACAAAGAAAAUAGUAAAGGACGUAAUGUGCCAAAUGAGUGCA
Molecule: messenger RNA, 4428 nt
Organism: Brachypodium distachyon (stiff brome)
Lineage: Eukaryota; Viridiplantae; Streptophyta; Magnoliopsida; Poales; Poaceae
Product: autophagy-related protein 9
Exons: 12
Coding region: 346-3183 (945 amino acids)
Biological process (GO): autophagy of mitochondrion; protein localization to phagophore assembly site
Cellular component (GO): autophagosome; phagophore assembly site
Source: RefSeq, a predicted model, not a curated record